This is a messenger RNA of Emericellopsis atlantica, 1584 nucleotides long. RefSeq lists its product as uncharacterized. NCBI's taxonomy places the organism in Eukaryota, Fungi, Ascomycota, Sordariomycetes, Hypocreales, Bionectriaceae. The transcript is spliced from 2 exons. The record is from RefSeq and is a predicted model, not a curated record. Bases 232 to 1203 code for a protein of 323 amino acids.
UGGCACCUUGUGAUCUAAUAUCCCACCGUAGGCAUUGCGCAACGUCUCGAAUCCUCCUGGACGCUCGUUAUCUGGUUGAGCUUGGGUCGGCAGUCUGGCCAAUUAGCCCAUGACCGCGUCGAGCAUCUCGUGGGGUAACUGUUGGAUUGACAUGCCGCAUUCAGCUCUCGGAAAAAGCAGCUCUCAAUAGGGGAAAACAAAAGCCAGUACCUACGUCCGCCAACGGAUUCAAUGUCUUUGCCUAAACCCUUACCGAUGGCGAAAAUACUUCAUAAUGGCCAUCAUGCUCGAGCAAAGCCACUCCGCGGUCUCAUGUUGCUUGCUCUUCUCGGCAGACUAUCCGGCGCAUACGAAUAUGAUCAAGACUUCCGCCCAUGUGUAGACGACAAAUGCUUCGCUGAGAUCCAUUCGGACGUCCCACUAUGCUGGAUGCAAGACGACAACCAGAACGUUCACUACAUGAGCCCGAUGGACGGUGGCCUUCAUAGGAUUCCCAACGCUUGUAGGAGAUCCAACAUAUUCGGCGGCGACAGAUACCUUGUCGCAUAUCCCUCCACGGGCGGCGUCGUGAUGCUCAAAACCCCGUCUGCUGUGGAUCUUCAACAUCUGGAGCUGCCAAACACGCACGACACGGCGCGGUCGGCGGACGAAGACGAUGACCUUGCCACGCGCAUGGUCCAGCUUGGCGCACAGUGGUGGCCGAACUGGGAUCUGUACUUCAGGCACUCAAACAGAAUCGAUAUUGGAAUCUUCUAUGAUUAUCAUUUCCCUUCGAAAGUCGACGUCGCGUUCCCGACAACGGGUGGCGCAUGGGUGGCCAAUUUCACGCAGGACGCACCACGACAUCAGUAUGAAGACAAGGCCUGCCAGUCAUGGCUCCCCCAUCCACCAGACCUGUGGCGCGUCAAGAUGCGAUACGCGUUGACCAUGGACGACAAGUCGGAAAUGAUCAAGGAGCUGGGCGGUACGUUCUACAUCUCCGUUGAUGAGGUCCCCGGUCUCGCAAAGACUGUUGGUGAAGCUGUUGGCUUGUUUGAGCCAUUCAAGCAGCGGCUGAACGACAUGGAGGAUAAUGCCUAUAGAGGACGAUUUUGUAGGCAUGAGAAGGAGGACACGGACACGGACACGGACACGGACACAGGAAGUGAGGAGAUCCAGAAGCCGAGAUGGGGACUAUGGUCGCUUUUCCAUGAAUUACGUUGACGCUGGUACCUCAACAUGACCAUGCUGCACUCCGCGGCGCCACAUCCGGGGGGCGUUCAGGCCAGGAGACACAUCAAUGAACGCUCAGGCACAUACAGUGAGCCUCCAGAAUAGUAAGCUGAUUUGUCACUUGUCCAUGAACAACGUCCAGGCGGCCCGAGAAUAUUGUCGCCGUUGAAGCUGGAAAUAAGAAGAAUAUAAGCCCUAGGUUAGUUUAUUUAGGUUUCAUAUGCUUGAUAUAAAGACGCAGAAUGAUUCAUACCUAUCUGUCCUGAUCAAUGGGUUCAGCGGGGAUACCUAUAUUAGAACGGACUGGAGUUGGAAGCUAUGACUACACUAUCAUCAAACGGUGGCUCACAAUAAGCUAUAACACACGGCUAU